Messenger RNA from Drosophila virilis, 1117 nucleotides. RefSeq lists its product as uncharacterized. The record is from RefSeq and is a predicted model, not a curated record. Gene Ontology annotation, molecular function: phosphatase activity. NCBI's taxonomy places the organism in Eukaryota, Metazoa, Arthropoda, Insecta, Diptera, Drosophilidae.
ACCGCCUUCGACUGCCGCCUCCAAGUAGCUCAAGUAGGCAGCUAUAGUUACGGACAAAUUGCCGGGUUAGUUGCGGUCUCAGUCUCGUUCCCAUCGGGUGUGAACAUCAUGGCGCCACGGCAUAUACUUGAUCUUAGCGUUGAGGAGCAGCGCAGCUUUAUUGACUCCUUUGAUAUGGUAAUCAGCGAUUGCGAUGGCGUUGUCUGGCUGCUGGUUGGCUGGAUACCAGGUGCCGGCGAGGCGAUAAAUGCGCUUAAAAAUGCCGGCAAAUCCGUCAAGUUCGUGUCGAACAAUAGUUUCCGCACCGACGAUCAGUAUAUGGAGAAAUUUGAUCAUAUUGGCGCCAUCAAUGUGCAACACGACGAUGUAGUCCAUCCGGUGAAGAGUAUUGUACGCUAUUUGCAUAAGCACAAGCCCGGCAAACGCGUCUACUCGCUCAUGUCGCUGGAAGCCAAUGAGACGUUGCGUAAGCACGGCAUCGAGUAUGAGUCAUUGCAAAUCAAGGAGCAUCUGACGUCGGCCUCACUGGUCAAUUAUCUCGCAAUUGAGCGAACUGUGGACGCUGUGCUAUUUGAUAUACAUCUGGACAUGUCAUAUGUGGAGCUGGCCAAGGCCAUACGUCAUCUGCAGCUGAACGAAAACUGCCAGCUAAUUGCCGGUGGCACUGAUGUUAUUAUGCCACUGGCCGAAAAUCUCAAUGUACCUGGUUUCUAUGACUUCUUGCAGCAUGUCAAACGCUAUACGAAUCGCGAGUCAAUCUCUCUUGGCAAGCCAUCGCCCAUACUUGGUGAUAUGCUUAAGGAGAUUUACAAUAUACAAGCGCCCGAGCGUUGUAUUUUUGUGGGUGAUAUGCUGGUACAGGAUAUACAGUUUGGCAAGUCCUGUGGCUUUCAAUCACUGCUGGUGCUCUCCGGCAGCCUAACCAAAGAGGACAUGAUUGCGGCACCACCGGAGGCGCAGCCGGACUACUAUGCCGACAGCCUGGCCGAUUUCAUAGAGUUGUUUAAGAACGUGCAGCGUUAGCAGCUAAUUGAGCACAGUUACCAUUUUAUUUCUCGUUGAUGUAGUUGUUAAUGUUGUCCAGUCCAUGUGGGUUUAAAUAUAUCAUUUACAAUCA